ACAGGUGACCUGCGCGGCGAUAUGUGAUUACGUCAACCUGCCGACUGCAGCUUGGACCUCGCCCCCAGCCGUCAGAUGUUGUGAUGACUGUAAAUGCUGUGUCAUGUGAUGCGACCGGAGAAGGGGAACUGCAGAUUUUAACAGCUGCUUUCUGGGACACUGACCUCCACAGCUUUGCCCCCUCUGGUGUGGAAAUCCCAGGCGUGGGGAUGUGCUGAGGAAACUGAUCACUUGUGUAAGAGAGGAGGGGAAAAAGCAGCUGCUAAUCCCUUUUCAACCUGCCUCCUGUCUCAUAGUUUUUCAUAACAACAACACUGGCCUCAUCACCUUAAGCACUGGAGUAGUAAGCUGAGAUUACCUAUAGGAUGAGCUGGCUCUUCUCUUCCAAGGGAUCCAGACCUCUGCCACCCCUGACUAGUCUACAGCAACAAAAACAGAGGCAGAUCGAUUCUCUCAGGGCAUGUCAUAGUAGUGUUGCUGAAAUUCAAAAGGAUGUGGAGUACAGGCUGCCUAUCACUGUUAAAAAUAUAACCAUCAGCUUAAACAUUUUACUUCCACCACAGUUUCCUCAAGAGAAACCGCAUAUUAGUGUUUUCCCUCCAAUACGGCAUCAUUUAGUGGACAAACAAGGCAUUAAUGUGAUAUGUCCCUUAGUAAACAAUUUUACUAUGCACUCAGAUCUUGGCAAAAUUGUGCAGACAUUGGUGGAAGAGUUAUGGAAGAAUCCCCCAACACUGGCUUCUAGUUCUGGCUCAUUUCCAUACAUAUAUGGCAGUCCUGCAGGGCAAACUUCAUAUGCACAUUCAGGGUUUCAAUUUCUUCCAUCAUUCCCAACACAAGAAUCAAACCGAUCUCUCCCUGUUUCUGAAUCUGUUCCUGCAAACUAUAACGCUUCCAAAUCGGCUGCUCCUCCCUACGGCCUGAUUACUGAACUCCCUCUUCCUGUGCCCACAUCUGAAGUGGGUAUAAACGGCUAUACGUACAAGAUGCCAGAUCUCCCUGACCCUUUUCCAGAGUUAACAGAACUAAGUGCAACACAGCUUUCUGAAAUGAUGGAACAAGAGGAUUUGCUGUUGGAACAGUUUGUGAACCUCCCUCAAUUAAAACAAAUUAUCUCCGAUAAGGAAGAUUUGGUUAGAAACAUUGAGGAUAUAGCAAAAAAGAACCUUCAGCUAGAACCCAUUCUAGAAUCAAAACGUCAGGCAAUAUUAGACAAAUAUGAGCUACUGACGCAGAUGAAAGCAACAUUUGAAAAGAAACUGCAAAGACAACAUGAAUUAAGUGAGAGCUGCAGUUUGAGUGCUCUCCAGGCCAGGUUAAAAGUUGCAGCUCAUGAAGCAGAAGAAGAAUCUGAUAGUAUUGCUGAAGAUUUUCUUGAAGGCAAAAUAGAAAUAGAGGAUUUUCUGAACGUGUUUAUGGAAAAAAGAACGUGUUGCCACAGUAGAAGAGCCAAAGAAGAGAAACUCCAGCAAGCAAUAUCAUUGUACAGCCAAUACCAUGCGCCAUUAUAGGUAAUGCAAAAAAAUGGAAAAGCAAAAAAAAAAAAAUGAUUGAACAAAUUUCAGAAAGCACAUUUUGUAUUUAUAAUUUGAAGAUGGGGGAAAAAAGUGGUAUGAAGAUUGACUGUAUAUUAUGUUAAACUGACAGUUUAGUAAGGUCUGUUUUUGUAUAAUUUGCUACAUGUUUAGUUCAAAACAUCCUUGAAUUCAAACGAAGAGGAGCAUACACUGUAAUAACUUCAAAUAUAUUUUUAUUUUCUGUUUACCUCAUUUGCAAUGAUUUAUAUUAAAUAUAUAUUUAAAGUGA
Messenger RNA from Bombina bombina (fire-bellied toad), 1806 nucleotides. RefSeq names its product VPS37A subunit of ESCRT-I (gene VPS37A). The record is from RefSeq and is a predicted model, not a curated record. Gene Ontology annotation, cellular component: ESCRT I complex. Gene Ontology annotation, biological process: ubiquitin-dependent protein catabolic process via the multivesicular body sorting pathway; protein targeting to membrane; protein targeting to vacuole. Lineage: Eukaryota; Metazoa; Chordata; Amphibia; Anura; Bombinatoridae.